GGAAAGCUCAGAUCGCUCGCUCUCCCCUACGCCUCCUUUCGCACCCUUUUCCAACCACCACGCCGCACCACGCGCAAAACCACCCAAAUCACACUUAUUUCGCCCGGAUCCAUGUCGUAGGACGGCAGGACGGCACGCGAAGACGGAUCGUUGGUUCGGUCAAAGAAGGGGGCCACCGCGGGCCAGGCAGCAGCAGCAUCUUCUGGCGCCCCGGGUGCUACCAGCACCCUGACUCUCGCCAUGUCGGCGAACAGUACACCCUCGGCCAACACGCGGGCCACGCGAUCGCGCUUUUCGAGUCCGCAGACGGCGACCAACGGCGCGACCGAUUCGUCGUCGAGCGCUUCGGUCAACGGCACGGGCGGAAACGAGGGACAGAAAAAAUUCAUGCAACGCUGGCUCGAGCCGCCAGUGCAGGUGAAAGCGAGCUAUCAGGACGACGGCCUUGUGCGGCAGGGCGUGUUUGAGAACAUGGCGCCGCUCGGGACGCUGCCAAAGGUUGGCCUUUUUAAGAAGACGGCGCCGCCCCCGGCUGCCACCCCCGAGCGCACCCAAGUGCGCAGGAUUGUUGUCAAGCAAAAGGCAAGGCAACCUGCUGCCCGGGAACCUCCCCCUCCCCUUCCCCCUCCUCCUCCUCCUGCUGCCACUGCGCCCGAGGAAGACGAGACGGAGGCGGACGAGACGGAGGAGGACGAUGACGGCAAGACGGUGGACCAAAACGAGGAGAAGCCGGGGCUUGGAGGCGCUAGAGAGGGCGGGCCCAACAACAAGGAAAGCCAGAGGGCGUCCAGGACGGCUGCAUCGCAGCGUCCUCGCCGGUCCGUCGCUUCGGGCGAGACGGAUGACGAGGAGUGGGCACCGGGCGCAUCGGCCCAGAAAGGCAGGACGCGCCGGAGCGCUUCACGGGCGAGCAUUGUACCAUCGCAGCAACCGGGCGCGCGGCAGGCUAAUUCCAAGGAGUUGGCCGACAAGGUGGUGGAGGCUGCGGUUGACGAGGCGCUCACUCAUUUUCGGUACCCCACUGCUUGGGCCCUGCGCACACUCUACGAUGAAAAUUCAUCCAACCCGGAAUUUCUCGACAUGAUCCAGAAGGUGUUUCUACAGACUGCCAACGCCGACGAACUGGAAGACUUUGCCCGCCGCAUCCGGGCCAAAAAGAGGCAGGGCAGGAAAGACGGAAAGGCGUUCGACUACUUUGCGCCGCGCUCCGCCGACAGCGCAGCCACGCCGCCGGAGCCCAAGAAGGCGCCCUACGGCAACCUCGUCAAAUUCGACGUCUCGAGCCUGCGCCUGGACCAGAAUCGCACCAAGUCUCGGAAGAGGGAGCGACCGGCCGACUCUGCUGCUGCUGCUGGUACUGCUGGUACUGCUGGUACUGCUGGUACUGCUGGGUUGGAAGCCAAGCGGGCCGCCGAGCCCGAGCCUGAGCCAGAGCCUGAGCCCGAGCCCGAGCCCCAGCUCCCUCCACGCAAAAAGCGCAAAUCCGGCAGGCAGCAGCAGCAGCAGCAGCAGCAGCCGGAGGCGACACCACCACCAGCACCACCACCACCAUCACCAGCAGCAGUAGCGUCACCAUCAGUGGCAUCCAAGAUGGCCGCCGGCGGGACCAACGGCAAAGGCCAUGCAGAGACGCCCUCGCGGAGGCGCACGCGGGCGCACUCGGUGUCGAGCAUUUCAUCGCUCUCGAGCGCCCGGUCAUUGACGCCGCCCGAGGGGAUCCAGGAGGACGGCCGGGAUGACCAAGGAUUCGACGAGCCCCCCCCUUCGCGCACCAGCCCUGCCUCACCCCAGCCAAUCACAACGGGCAGGCGGCGUCGGUCCAACGCACCGCGCAAGAGCCGGAACGUGUCACCCUCCCGACCCUCGCCCGCUGGUUCCACCUCCACCACGACGCAGCAACCGGCCGCCGCCAAUGCUGUUGCUGCCGCCGCCGCUACUCCGUCUCAGCCCUCCCAGCGGCAAUCCCCUGCCGCCGACGAGCCAGCUUAUGAGAUGCCCGCCGUCGUGGACUCGCCUCUCUUUCCCAAUCUCAAUUCGAAAAAGGGUACCAAGUCCGGCACGCCGGCUCUCGUCUUGGCCACCAAGGUGGGCAAGCUUGACCCGAACGAGCCGAGCCUGCGCCAUCGGCAACAGGCACGCCGGGUGACGAGCACGGAAUUCCCCACCAGCCACGUCAGGAGGGGCUCUCCGCAGCCUGCAUCGAAGCAGGAGAAGGCGGAGGAGCCGGAAAAACCGGCCACACCGGUGUCGGCUUCGGCGCCUGCAUCGCGCUCCCGGCCGGCUCCCGCACCGGCCCGCGCGACACCUGUCCCCGUCAGGGAGGGGCGCAGCACCCGCUCGUCGCUCAAGCGGACACACGAUGAUCUGGAGGACCAGGCAUCGCCGACAACCGCCAACUUUCCGGGUUCCGAGGCGGCCUCUACCGCGGCGAAUUCGCGCGCUGGCACGCCGGCUCUCCGGGCGGCCAAGAAGCCCAGGACCGGGCUUCGAGUUAAGAACUCACCGAUGAAGAAGAAGAACGGCCCGUCUGCAGGCAUUCCUCGUCCCAGCGGCGAGCGGAGCAGUCCGGUGGGCAAUGCCGCACGAGAGGAUGACAACGACGACUACUGCUCGUCUUGCGGUGGCAAUGGCGAGCUCCUCUGCUGCGAUGGCUGCACCCGGUCAUUCCAUUUCAGCUGCGUCGAUCCGGUCCUGAGGCACGACGCCAUGCCCGUCGAGUGGUUCUGCAACCUGUGUCGCAUCAACCGCGACCCUACACAGCUCCCGGUCCACCGUGGCGCCUUUGCCCAGUUGCUUGAGAGGCUCGAGGCUAGGAACUCGAGCGCCUUCCGCCUGCCGGCCCCCGUCCGUAACCAUUUCGAGGGUGUCCGUACCGGCCCCGAUGGCGAGUACGAGGAGGUCACGACCACUGUGAAGCCGCCUACUCGGAGAAAGAAGAACGACGAAGACCAAGUCCCCGACUUGCACCGCCUGCGUGACGGAGAAGGCAACGCUGUCAUCUGCCACAGUUGCCAAAAGGGCACCGCCUCGGACCGCGCCAUCAUCCCCUGCAGCGCCUGCGGUCUCUUUUGGCACAUGGACUGUCUGGAUCCCCCGCUGGCGUACCCGCCUGUGUUGCGCACCUGGAAGUGCCCUCUGCACACCGACAGCCUCCUCGCCACUCUCCCCACUCUGCUUCACCCCGCCCACAAGUACCGCAAGGUGAAGGAUGCGCCCGUCAUCAAGCCGACCUUCACCCGCGGCUACGUCAACAAUGGCCACAUCGAGAUCGACUUUGACGACAGCGAGGACGAGAGCGGGUGGAGGGAUGUCGAGAUCUUUGGUCGCACCGUGCGGCUCUCCGAGAAGGGCAUUAAACUGGAUUUUCUCUCCCGUGUCCACCGCGAACGCGCCGGCCAGGAGAAGGCGACCGCUCCUCCCGCAAUCCCUCCCCCUCUCCCCAUGGAACAGAGGUCGCUCGAGGAGCAGCAGGCUGCUCUCAACCUAGCGCAGCUCAGUAGCACCCGAGAUGAUAGCGUGACCGCUCUCAUCAAUGCUAUGAUCUCCCAAGCGGACCCGGCCGUGAUCGACUUGAUGGCACGCGCCGAACCCACCCACUUGGAGAGUACCCAGCUGAACCAGAUGGACCAGCAGAGCCUGCGGGCCAUCCUCGCGAGGGCGGAGGCGAUAAGCGACCAUAUCCGCAAGCUUCUGGCCUCGUCGUCCACCUCUGAUCAGCCCGCCGCGCACCCGGCCGCCGGUACAGAGGCCGCCAUUUCGGCCGAUCCUGAGGAUGCCCCGGCUAUGGUUCCCAGCCUCACAACCUCACAGUCGCCAGACGCCGGGACCGAGAACUCGGCCAAUAUCGAUCCCGACCCCCGCUCCGCGGAACUUGAAGCAGCAAAGAGCCCGGCCUCGCCCGCCACUACGGAUGACGUCCCUGCCAUGACCCAGGGCGAGAAAACGCCCGUCCAUGGUGAUCAGUCUCCCACUGCGCCGCUUCCCCUAGAGCAGAGCGCUCCGAUGGAGAAUGGUGGCGUUCCCGCCACCCCGACCAAGGCGGCCGCUAUUCCGGCUGAUGAGCCGGUCGUCCUCGACGCGGGCGGCGAUGGGGAGAAGGCGCUAGCUGAGGGCUGCGAUGCGGGGCCUAUCGAGAUGGAGUAGUGAUCCGCUCACGUCGGGAACGGACGGGAUUGAGACCUCCGCAGGUCUCGGGGGUUGCUUUUAGUCCACGGCGGUCCCAAAG
Molecule: messenger RNA, 4225 nt
Organism: Thermothelomyces thermophilus ATCC 42464
Lineage: Eukaryota; Fungi; Ascomycota; Sordariomycetes; Sordariales; Chaetomiaceae
Exons: 7
Coding region: 241-4143 (1300 amino acids)
Biological process (GO): regulation of transcription by RNA polymerase II
Cellular component (GO): Rpd3S complex
Source: RefSeq, a predicted model, not a curated record